AUGGUAGACAAUUCUUCUACUAAUACAACAAGUGAAAAAAUGUUUUUAGAUGAAAUUUCUUCAUGGCUGUGGAAAGUACUUGCGCCUAUAAUUUUUUCAUUUGGAAUAAUUGGAAACAUUCUUAUAGUUUUUAUUCUUAUCAAAAUGGAAUUCUGGAAGAAACUCACAUAUACUUUAAUACUAGUCUUAGCUAUUUCCGAUAUGAUGGUACUAGUAAGCGGAUUAUGUCGACGAUUCAUUUUAGAAAUAUUUGAGUUUGACAUUAGAACAAUAUCCAAUAUAGGGUGCAAAUUUUCGUUAUUCUUUGUAUAUUUUUCUAUGCAUAUUUCAUCUUGGACUUUAGUCUGCCUUUCAACUGAGAGAUUUAUCAGAGUAAAAUUUCCUUUAAAAUUCCUUGCAGGGAACAUAUCUACAAAGCUCAUUUUAUCAUACGUCAUCAUUUGUGUUCUAUUUGUUCUACUCGAUUCUCAUUUUUUCUGGACAAAUAGUUUAGUUAUUUCAGGCAAUAGUAAACAUUGCAAUAACACGUCCGAAAAUUAUUUCCAGUUUGAAGAACGAUACUUUUCAAUAGUAGACAUGCUAGUAUUGUCUGUGAUUCCAUGUGUUUUGAUAUUUCCAAUGAAUAUAUCUUUCUGGAUAGUUCUAAGGAAGUCUCGAAAAUUUCGCUUAAACAAUAUGCAACGAAACAUGAGAAAUGUUCGCCUUGGAAAAAACAAAUUUGAUGAACGAGGUAAAACGUUAACAACAAUGAUGUUCCUCACCAGUAUAUAUUUUCUAGGAGCAACCUUGCCGAUAUCUGUUUUGUUUAUUGUGGACUCAUACAUUCGACAAGACUUACUUACCAGUUUUAUGGUCUCUAAGUUGAACUUUGCAACGUCUUUGUUUUACUUAUUACAGUAUACAAACUAUUCUGUUAAUUUCUUCAUCUAUAUAACUAUAAACAGACAAUUUAGAAAGUGGCUUCCAUUUCAUACUUUGCUAAGGUAA
Messenger RNA from Mytilus trossulus (common blue mussel), 987 nucleotides. RefSeq names its product thyrotropin-releasing hormone receptor-like. Gene Ontology annotation, molecular function: G protein-coupled receptor activity. Gene Ontology annotation, biological process: G protein-coupled receptor signaling pathway. The transcript has a single exon. NCBI's taxonomy places the organism in Eukaryota, Metazoa, Mollusca, Bivalvia, Mytilida, Mytilidae. The record is from RefSeq and is a predicted model, not a curated record. Gene Ontology annotation, cellular component: membrane. Bases 1 to 987 code for a protein of 328 amino acids.